AUGCUCAGAAACGUUGCUCGUGUUGCCCGUCCUUUGUCCAUUGCAGCUGCUGCUCGCACUGUUGCUCCUGCUGCCCGCUUGAACUUGGGUGCCAUCUCGCGCUCUUAUGCCACCGCUAAGGCUUCCACCUCUGAAGUCUCUUCCGUUCUCGAGCAACGCAUUCUUGGUGCUGAAUCUGAAGCCAAUCUCCAAGAGACUGGUCGCGUCUUGUCCAUUGGUGACGGUAUCGCCCGUGUCUAUGGCUUGAAGAACUGCCAAGCUGAAGAAAUGGUUGAAUUCUCCAGCGGUCUCAAGGGUAUGGCCCUUAACUUGGAACCUGACAACGUUGGUAUUGUCGUUUUCGGUAACGAUCGUUUGAUCAAGGAAGGUGACACUGUCAAGCGUACUGGUGCCAUUGUUGAUGUCCCUGUUGGUCCUGGUGUCCUUGGUCGUGUUGUUGAUGCCCUUGGUAACCCCAUUGAUGGUAAGGGUCCCCUUGAGACUGUUGGCCGCUCCCGUGUCCAAGUCAAGGCUCCUGGUAUCUUGCCCCGUCACUCUGUCAACGAGCCUAUGCAAACUGGUAUCAAGUCUGUUGACUCCAUGGUGCCUAUUGGUCGUGGUCAACGUGAAUUGAUCAUUGGUGAUCGUCAAACCGGCAAGACCGCUGUUGCCCUUGAAGCCAUUCUUAACCAAAAGAACUGGAACAAUGGCACCGAUGAGGCCAAGAAGCUUUACUGUAUCUACGUCGCCGUUGGUCAAAAGCGUUCCACUGUUGCCCAACUCGUCAGCACCCUUGAAGAACACGAUGCCAUGAAGUACACCACCGUUGUUGCUGCUACUGCUUCUGAAGCCGCUCCUCUUCAAUACCUUGCUCCUUUCUCUGGUGCCGCUUUCGGUGAAUGGUUCCGUGACAAUGGCAAGCACUCUUUGAUCAUCUAUGAUGAUUUGUCCAAGCAAGCUGUUGCCUAUCGUCAAAUGUCCCUUUUGCUUCGUCGUCCCCCUGGUCGUGAAGCUUACCCUGGUGAUGUCUUCUACCUCCACUCCCGUUUGUUGGAGCGUGCUGCCAAGAUGAACAAGGACUUUGGCUAUGGUUCCAUGACCGCUUUGCCCAUCAUUGAGACUCAAGGUGGUGAUGUGUCCGCUUACAUUCCUACCAACGUCAUUUCCAUUACCGAUGGUCAAAUUUUCUUGGAAGCCGAACUUUUCUUCAAGGGUAUUCGUCCUGCCAUUAACGUUGGUUUGUCCGUUUCUCGUGUCGGUUCCGCUGCCCAAACCAAGGCCAUGAAGCAAGUUGCUGGUUCCCUUAAGCUUUUCUUGGCUCAAUACCGUGAAGUUGCUGCUUUCGCCCAAUUCGGUUCCGAUUUGGAUGCCUCCACCCAAUUCUUGCUCAACCGUGGUGCUCGUUUGACUGAAUUGCUCAAGCAACCCCAAUACCACCCCUUGGCUAUCCAAGUUCAGGUCCCUAUUGUCUUUGCUGGUGUCAACGGUUUCCUCGAUAAGCUCCCCGUCAACAAGAUCGUCGAUUGGGAAAAGGACUUUAUCAGCCACAUCCAAUCUGAGCACAAGGAUGUUCUUGAAGAGAUCCGCACCCAAGGUGUCCUUUCCAAGGACCUUGAAGGCAAGCUUCGUGACAUUUGCGAGAACCACGUCAAGUCCUUCCAGUAA
Molecule: messenger RNA, 1644 nt
Organism: Lichtheimia ornata
Lineage: Eukaryota; Fungi; Mucoromycota; Mucoromycetes; Mucorales; Lichtheimiaceae
Product: ATP synthase subunit alpha, mitochondrial
Exons: 4
Coding region: 1-1644 (547 amino acids)
Biological process (GO): proton motive force-driven ATP synthesis; proton transmembrane transport
Molecular function (GO): ADP binding; ATP binding; proton-transporting ATP synthase activity, rotational mechanism
Source: RefSeq, a predicted model, not a curated record